UCGCCUAGUCAUCUCUUCUACUUUUCUCCCCCCAUUUAAUUUUGAUUAGCCAGUGGACUCCUUCCUUCCAUUGGAUUUGCCCACUCUCCUCAUCCGACCUUGCAAAAUUCCUCCUUUUUGCCUCUCCAUUCCUCCACGCUCUUUCUCUCUCUCUCUCUCUCCGCCUGUUUCCUCUUCCUUUCCCCCUUUCCUCUCCUUCUUUCUGUGGUCUGCUUGGACUAGAAACAAUAAUUCUAGAGCUUUUUUGUUCAAAAGAGGGCUGUUCGUCUUACUGCUUUGUUUUCAGCUCUUUGGAACUGUUGGAACGUAGCAAAGAUAUUUUUUCCCCCUAAUUUUAGCGGAAUUCUGCACAUAAAAAUCAGAUCUUUUAUUUUAUUUUUUGCUCUUUUCUAUCCUGCGUUGAUUUCUAUUGGGAUUAUUGGAGGGGAAGAGGGAAGGGGUGAGACAAAUGGUAAAGGAAGGACCUUGCCGUCAUUGUGGAGUUACAAGUACCCCUCUUUGGAGGAAUGGGCCACCUGAAAAGCCAAUUUUAUGCAAUGCAUGUGGUUCCAGGUGGAGAACCAAGGGCUCAUUGACAAAUUAUGUGCCUCUGCAUGCUCGAGAAGCUUUCGAUGCAACUGAAGUAAAAGUCCCCCAAAAGAUUACUGUAUUCUUCAAAGAGAAGAAGCUGCAAAAGAAGAACGAAAGAUGUAUAUUGGAAGGUGAUCAUGAAAUGCCACAUUCAGACCAGUAUUAUCAUAAGAUUGUUGAGGGAGAUACAAGCAAUCGAUCUAGUUCCGGAUCAGCCAUUUCAGGUUCAGAUAGCUGUGUGCAUUUUGGCACAACUGAUGCAAGUGAGAUAACAGGUUCGGUGCAGUCAAAUGUAUGGGACUCACUAGUACCUUCUAAGAAGAGAGCAUUUUUGGCUUGCCCUAAACCUUCUUCUAUUGAAAAACUCACAAAGGAUCUAUAUUCCAUUUUGCACGAAGAACAAGCCUCAAACAUGUCCAGAACCUCAGAAGAUGACAAUCUGCUUUAUGAAAGUGGAAUUCCAUUUGAUUCUUCUGAGAUUGGUUAUGGAGGUCUACUCAUUAAGCAUCCAUAUCCAAAAUCCAUUGAGGAAGAAUCAGAAGCUAGCUCAUUUCCAGUAGAAAAACUUAAAACCAUUAAGGAAGGAUAUUCAAGCUCAAUAUCCGCACCUGUAAAUAGUGAUAACAAAGGAACCAGUUGUACUAAAUCCAGUGUGGACACAAUGAAGUCAGCAGCACAAGUAUAUCGAGAUACCAUCUACAGGGACACAAUUUCUCAUGAACAGAUGAUCAUGUUGCAAGAUAGAGAUUCUCCCUUGGGUUAUGCAGAUUUAAAUGCUUUGAUUGACUAUGAGGGUUUCAUAAAAUAUUUGACAUUUGAGGAACGACAGAGAUUGAUGAAAUAUCUACCAUUGAUUGACAUUGCCAAACCUCCUGAAAGUCUCAAGGCAAUGUUCUCCAGCUCCCAAUUUAUGGAGACAUUUUCUUACUUCCAACUACUGCUUCAGGAUGGAGUUUUUGAUCUGUCAUUGUCUGAAGCAAAUGCUGAGGAGUGUAAAACUUUAAAGAGGCUCGUAUUACGAAAUUGCAAAAGAAUCGAAUGGUCAGAAUUCUACCAAAAAUUAAAGGAUGCAUCCUAUAAGAAGAUCAGAGAAGGAGAUGGAACACUGAGCAAACCCACAUUUCCUCAGACUUCCAAUUUAGCAUCCCUGAAAAGGCAGCGGGACAAGCAACAUAACUGUUCAGAUAUCAAAAACCCUGUGAAAAGUACUAAAAGAGUAUGCAGGCCUGAGCUGAUGAAUCCUCCUCCUUCACUAUCUGCAAAUCAGCUGGAGUCUAGUGCCGUUUCGAAAGUAACUGAUGACGCAAACAAGUUUCUUGACGAUGAAGAUUGUUGCUUCAGUCCGAGAAGGCUUUUUGCUUCUCUUCCUGAUAGAAAUUCAAUGUUCUUCAUCGCCGACAGUACUGAAGACAAUCUGCUUCUCAACGUGCCAUCGUCGAGUGCAUCAUUUCCUGAAGCACAACUACUGUGCCAUCAUCCAUGGGAGCAGAAGAUGAACCGAAAUAGUUCGACAAAAGAGGGUGGAGUCAAAGCUCGUGAGCAACCAUCUUCAAGUUUCAGUAAUAGAUAAUUAAGGGUUUGAUACCAUUGUAGUAGCGUAGACAAAUAGUUGAAGAGUUCAGUCUAUGCUGUAGCACUGACAUUAUAUAGAAACUAUGGACUGGUUCGGGCUGGUUUUUCUUCUUGUAUGAUCAACCAUGGUGAAAUAAUUUGUAAACUAAUUGAAAAAUAGAAAAGAGUGUAACCUAUUGACCUUGGAAAUUUUUUCUUA
Messenger RNA from Zingiber officinale, 2341 nucleotides. Its product is annotated as GATA transcription factor 26-like. Lineage: Eukaryota; Viridiplantae; Streptophyta; Magnoliopsida; Zingiberales; Zingiberaceae. The coding region runs from base 449 to 2140 and encodes 563 amino acids. Gene Ontology annotation, molecular function: zinc ion binding; sequence-specific DNA binding. The record is from RefSeq and is a predicted model, not a curated record. Gene Ontology annotation, biological process: regulation of DNA-templated transcription. The transcript is spliced from 8 exons.